GGGAAAGCUGGAAAGAAGUGUCAGAUGUAAAAUCCGUCUAUUUAACAAUUUCGAGGGACGGAUUUUUAUUUUGUAGAUAUAGAUUAUGUAAAGCACUUUUUAUUUGUUGUACCGCGUUGUUUUUUUUCUUACAGGUCUGGAAAAUGGACCAUAGAAAGGUGUAUUUAUAGAGGGAUGUAACAGGGCUCAAUAGGCCUUUUUGCUAUCGCGUCCCGUUAGCUAACGCUAGCUGUCCGCUCAGAGCCGCGGCAAAAACACGGCCGACAAAACUGCGCUCGCUAAUUUAUUUUUUGGUUAAAUACUCGAGGAAAAAACAUGAAUUGAAUUAGUUGAAUUUAAUUAGAUGUUAUUUGCGUGUUAAGGAACCGUUUGUUUGUGGCGCAGAUGUGGGAAUUGUGAAAUACGGCUAUAUUUCGUGCACUGAAGGCUUCCCUCGGGAGUUCAAGCCCUGUUGGCUCUCUGUCCUCGGAGGAUCAUGACUUUGACCCGACAGCAGAGAUGCUGGUUCAUGAGUAUGACGAUGAGAGGACUUUAGAAGAGGAAGAGGCGCAGGAAGGAGACAAGAAUUUCAGCGCUGAACUGGCGGAUCUGGAGAAGGAAGGGAAUAUGCCUCUGGAGGAGCUGUUGGCCCUCUAUCGUUAUGAAACGUCAGUCAGCACGGCUGCAGGGUCGAGCAUGGACAGCUCUUCUGGUGAACUGGCUGAUGACCUUCCGGACAUGACCCUGGAUAAGGAAGAGAUAGCCAAAGAUCUGCUGUCAGGAGACUAUGAGGAAGAAACACAGUCUUCAGCUGAUGAUCUGACCCCUUCUGUUACCUCCCAUGAAGCCACUGACUUCUUCCCAAGAACACUCAGAUCUAACACUACUUAUGACGGUGAUAAGGAGUCUGAAGGAGAGGAGGAUGGUCUUAGUCCAGAGGAUUCAAGGAAGGAAAUAAUGGUUGGAUCACAGUACCAAGCAGAGGUUCCUGUGGGCCUGAGCUUCUACUCUGAUGACAAGGUGUUUGAAGAGGAGGAUCAGUUGCUCUGGUGUCCUGAUGUGUUGUCAGAGAGGAAGGUGGAAGACUACCUCAGAAAGGCGCUGUUUCAGACAGCAGAUGGUUGCACAGAGAACUCUACCUGCGGAGGACACAUACGAGACAGUGAACAGGCUUUGUACGAGCUUGUGAAAUGUAACUACAAUACGACUGAGGCCCUAAUGCAGUACUGCAGUAAUCCUAAAUCCUCAAAAGAAGAAUCACCACCAUGGUCCGAAGAAGAGUGUAGAAAUUUUGAGCAUGCGCUACAGAUUUAUGAAAAGAAUUUCCAUCUAAUUCAGAAAAACAAGGUUCCAACGAGGACGGUGGCAGAGUGUGUAGCCUUUUACUACAUGUGGAAAAAGUCUGAACGUUUUGACUAUUUUGUUCAGCAGAACCGGUUUGGGAAAAAGAAAUAUAGUAUUUAUCCUGGUGUGACAGAUCUGAUGGACCGGUUAGUGGACGAGGCAGAGGGUCUGGCAGUAGACGGCUCUUCGUCCGUGUGCUCAGGUGGAGCUGGAGGGAGGAUGGAGGUGUCUGCGGAACAGCAGCUCGGCCUUCUCAACACAAUCACUGCCAGUGACCUCACAGUUCUGAGUAACAGCGUGGCAUCCGUGUGCAGUCAGGCUGAUGUGAGCUGCUUGGACUCGUCUUACUUCCCCCCUUUGGAGACUUUCCACCGUGGAGCGCUGACUCACGAUGAAGCUACUCUAGGCUACGGAGCAAGUGGUGACGCUGGCUGCCUUGGUGUCCUCGACUCGGCUCUGUAUCGGUCGGAUCUCAGCCAGCUCAGCGUGUGCAGCAGCAAGGAGUGUGAGCGCCCCUCCAAACGCCUCCGAAUGGGCCUCGCUGACUCGUUCAUCAACGACACACACCGAAUCACGGGAGCCAAGAUGGCUGUGUCUCUCACAGACUUCAGCAGCAUAGCGAGCGGGGAUGCAAACACUUUCAUCAGCUCACACUCGCGCCAUCACCAACACACUGCACUGCAAUCUGACUGACCCCAACACACACAUACACACACAACUCCUCCCAACCUGUACAGAUCCACCCACUGACUGAACCUUAGUUUCUUUUCUAAUUAUGUAUAAAUAUACUUUUUUGUAAUAUGACAUCAGUGAUGUCUUUAUUGUACAGAGCUACGAAAUCUUGAUUUCUCAAGAGUUUAAAUAGCCAUUUAUUUUUCUGGUUCUUUAGAUACUAUCGCUAUAUCAGCAUCAAUUUACAGUUAAACAUAAAUGCUGGAGGUGGAGAGCUGUGAUAGUUGCUCUCUUAUCGUAUACUCAUCCCUGUAACCGAAGCAUUCAGUUUCACUUUCCCGUGAAAAAUAAUUGUUGCCAGAAACUGCAUUGACUUCGUUUUAUUUUAUAUCUUCUAUCAUUUGUAAGUUGAUUUUUUUUCUAAAUUGGUACUGUUUUUGAUGUUUACACAAGCCGAGAGACACCGGGGUUCGGCAAAUGUAGCAUUUUGUAUAUCAGGAAACUUUUCUCUUAAAAUUGGGGAUUUGCAGCAAAACCACAUAUCUAUUACAAUGAAGAGCACUUCUUAUGAGCUAGAAUAUUUUGGCUUCCAUGUUUCCUUUGGGUUUUUUGUUUGGUUUUUGUUUUUGCUCUGUGAAUGCAUGCCAUGUGUCCUGCUUGCGUUUUUAGGAACCGUGAGAUUGCCACUGGAUGUUAGUGUUUUGUACGACGAGAAUUGUGUAGUUGUCCAGUUUGUUGGUAGCUGUGAUUGUUCUAGUUUGGCUGGUUUUAAGUGUAUUUAAGCUUUAAAAAUUCACCCUUCAAUGUGCAACUCCACAUAUCAUCAGGGUUUUAUGUGAACCUCUUGCUGAGGAUUUGGAAGAAUGAGUGUUGAGGGUGCCAAUAUUAUCCCCUCCUCUAAGACUUCCAGGAAAAAGGCAGCUGAAACAUUAGGUACACCUUAUAACUAGGACGUGUGUUGAAUGAGUGAGCAGAUCUACCCCUGCUGUUUUACACAGUCUGACUUGUUUUAUGAGGUUUGGCCCCUUUGGGAUUAUGUCGAAGAAUUAGGAAAAUGUCAUUUUGACUUUGACCUGUGUUGUGCCCUAAAAAGAAAAAAGUGAGACUUAUCCCUAAAUUUGGUGACAGUAUUAUAUUAUACAUUUUCUGUUGUGAAUAUGCAACAUCAGGAAGACGCUAAGCUAUCACGCUCGCUGGAGGUUUAAAAUCAAGCUUAAAAAAAUGAAACCGCUUCUGGAUUCUUACAGUAGAGACACCAGUCUGCCAGUACGGGUUGCUCAUGUGGUUCUUUUAAACCUAAUAUUAGUUGAUGCUUUGAUAAUUAUUGCGAUUAUUUCAUUUAUUCAGAAUCAGACAUUGCACCUGAUGUACUAAAGAUAUUCAGAUGCCCUACUUGUUAGGCUUGCUGUGCUGUAAAAAGAUCCAUUAUAAUAUUCUGCAUUUUUGUAUGCUGUAUGCACCGAGCAGAUGCGGCUCGUAUCUCAAAACAAGUGCUUUUUGUUCUGUGCAUCCAGAAUAUAAAAUACUUUUGAAUACUUUCAGCCCUCAAUACAUUUUAGAGAACGGUUGAUGCAAAAUAUAUGUAUAAAAAUAAGGUUCUUGUUUAUUAUGGCAAUAACAUGUAGAUAUGUACAGAUUGUUUAAUUGUUGUAUUUCUUCUAAUAUUCCUUCAAGACAUUAUGCUUUUUUUUUUUUUUAAUAAUUAUUUUGCAGUAAGAAAUGUGCCCAUCAUACAUGCCAGCUGUUGCUGAUUGGCAAAAAUACCACUAAAAUGUUUCAAGUGGGAGGUGUAUAGAGAUUUGCAUGGCACAUUCUCUUUAGUGAUUUCUCUUGGGGCGCCCCACUACAAGUGCAAGACGAUUCACCUCAGCUCAUAUGGGUGUGGAAAUGCAUUUCAUUUCUUCUCAUCAAAUAAGCUGCUAUCAGUCAAUGUGAAGAUCUGCACCUGAUGAGUACAGAAUCACAGAGCUGAGGGUUAAAAUGCACUGCUGCUGCUGUGUGUGUACGUCCAGGAGUCAUGCUGGAGUAGAAAUAGUCUUGCAGAUGUUUGACUGGGAUUUUUCACAAUAUAAGAUAUAGUAGAUAAUGCAAGGCAAGGACAUUCCUAUUGAACAGAUGUGGCUUUGAUUUUCUGUGUCUUAGUAAGAGAUGCUUUGUGGAAAAACUUCCCUGCUGCCUCAGAUGCAAGCUUUCUCAGUGCAUCAACUCCAGAUUUUCUGCUGGAGUGUGAAUGUAAUGUUUUUUUUUUUUUUUUUUUAAACAAAGUUUCAAAGAUCUAUGAUGAGUGAGAUGUUGCUUUUCCCACUCACUGCAUGUGAAAGUGGUUCACUUGAUUACAUGGAUGUGUUUUAAUCCACUUUCAGCAGUGUCUAGUCACGUCUCCUCUCGUGCACUGCCACAUUAUAUCCCUGUCAGAUGUGCACUGAGGCAACGACCCCAGUUUUUCUCAUAUUUGAAUAUUAGAUAAGAUUAUAAGUUGUAUUGAGUUACACAUAUCCAUCAUUCCCAAAUUGCUUGGUAAAUAUUCUCAGUAGUUUUGGGUUUGUGUAUUUCACAUUCAUUUUGUUUGAACUCAAACAGUAAAUGAUCUCUAGUGCAUUCAUCGGCGAGACAUAAAAAAGGGAAAAUACAAUUGUGAAUAACAACGACAUAUAACUUUAAAUGUUUAUCCAGAAAUAUAGACAAUCAUAACAUUUAAUAACUGAAUUAUUCCAACAUAUUGUUUAUAACAUGUAAAUACAAUUAUAUUGCUUUUUGUUUCUGCGUUUGUUUAGGCAUUAUUUUGUAUUUUUUGUUGUACUUUAUUACUUGAUGUAAAACAUCCAGAAAUAAAGCUCUGGAAACAGCUGUGA
This is a messenger RNA of Pangasianodon hypophthalmus (striped catfish), 4847 nucleotides long. RefSeq names its product mesoderm induction early response 1, family member 3 b (gene mier3b). Gene Ontology annotation, molecular function: histone deacetylase binding; transcription corepressor activity. Gene Ontology annotation, biological process: negative regulation of transcription by RNA polymerase II. Lineage: Eukaryota; Metazoa; Chordata; Actinopteri; Siluriformes; Pangasiidae. The record is from RefSeq and is a predicted model, not a curated record. The transcript has 13 exons. Gene Ontology annotation, cellular component: nucleoplasm. Bases 499 to 2016 code for a protein of 505 amino acids.